CUGAGCAUGGCCUGAUGUCAUCCCUCUGAUAGUGAGUGUCAUUGCGACACAGCAGGUCACCUCCUGGCUAUAACCCAGCGCCGGCCGGGCAGCGGUCCACGCUGUGUUCCUCCUCCCACUCCAGCUACACAGACAGGGCAGACUGUGCUCCCACUCAUCAGCCUGCUGCUACGCUUCUCCUCCACGUUUCCUCCACCUCAGCCUGUAUGGUAUAAAAAUGGAGACCUUAAAUCACAAACUAAACACCUACUUUGAAACAUGGAUGGGUCCUAGAGAUAAGCGGGUGCGGGGAAUGCUCCUGCUCGACAAUUACCUACCAACCUUUGCACUCACAGUCAUGUACCUCCUGGUUGUGUGGCUGGGGCCCAAGUACAUGAAGCACAGGCAACCAUAUUCCUGCAGAGCCCUCAUGGUGCUCUACAAUCUGGGAGUCACCUAUUUGUCCUUCUACAUGUGUUAUGAGCUUGCUAUAACUGUGUGGCGCGGUGGAUACAACUUCCUCUGCCAGAACACUUACAGUGCACCAGAUGUAGAUAAAAAGGUCAUCAGUGUCCUGUGGUGGUACUACUUCUCCAAGCUAAUCGAAUUCAUAGACACUUUUUUCUUUAUUCUGCGGAAAAACAAUCACCAGAUCACUUUUCUCCAUGUCUACCACCACGCCAGCAUGCUGAACAUCUGGUGGUUCGUCAUGAAUUGGAUACCCUGCGGCCACUCAUAUUUUGGGGCCUCCUUGAACAGCUUUGUCCAUGUUGUGAUGUAUUCCUACUACGGCCUUGCAGCCAUUCCAGCCCUAAGACCAUACCUCUGGUGGAAGAAGUAUAUCACUCAGCUGCAGCUGAUCCAGUUCUGUCUAACCAUGUUACAAACAGCACUUGCAGUGGUAUGGCCAUGUGGCUUCCCCAUGAGAUGGUUGUACUUCCAAAUCAGCUACAUGUUGUCAUUUACUGUGCUUUUCUCAAAUUUCUACAUUCAGACUUACAAGAAGCGCAGCGAUUCUCGAAAGAAAGAGCAUCAGAAUGGUUCCUCUGCAUCAGUAAACGGCCAUGCCAAUGGAACAGCAUCGUUGGAGCACGCAGCACCAAGGAAGAUCAGGAUGGAUUGAUAUUUAGGAAACCAACACCAGAUUCUCACUGUAGCCCUUUAGGUUAUGCAGCUAGAGUUCUCUGUAUUAUUCUUAUUUAGAGUAGACCAGCACUCACCUCACACCAAAUAAUCCAUAGCUGCAGACAGUAUUCCCUUUUCCCUUCUAGUAUUUGCACCGGCGGUUUUGAAUAUUUGAAUUCCUAUAGCUCUAACAGAAGGUUACUGUGUAUUCCUAUAUCUUUACAUUAGGCUUACCUCACAUUUUACAAUCGAUUCAUUUCUAGUGAAAAUCUCAGUGCAGACAGACAUGCAGUCAGAACAAUUCAGCGAUUUUUUGCACAGCAAAGGUCCAAAGAGUAACAACUCCUACGUUUUAAAUGACUUGUAAGUUUUAAAGCACAUCUUAACAUCAGUUUAAGGGACAAUAAAAAUAAUGGAGUAAUUAUGUCUUUUUUUAUUGUGUAAUUGCAGGAUGAUACAUCUGUUUCUCUUUUGUUUUUACUCUACCUUCCUGUUGCUUGAUCCAAAAUUGUAUUCUCAGUUAGGUCGUAUUUUAUUUCCUGCAGAUUAGCCGUACGGUUGCAGAUGGACGCAGGGCUCAGUUUGAAAUGUUGAACCAUCUCAUCACAACCAAAGCUCAGUGUUGCUGCUUCUGCUCAUGUUAGUGUUCAGAAGAGCUGGGGUCACAAUGUGAAAGAAGAGCCAAUAUUUUCAAGAGCAGGAUAAAAAAAAAAUAGUCUUGCAUUGGAGAAGUUUAACAAUUGACCGAUUCUUCUUUCACACUGUGUUGAAAGUAGCUUUUGUUCAUUAGAAAUAUUGUAUUGUAUAUUACAAGACAUGCAUAUGGUUAAAAUAUUUAUUUUCAGUUUCUUCUGGCUGCCAAGAUGCAUUUUCAACAAUGCCAGAUAUUGACUCAAUAAGUUCAUAAGUUCUGCAAUGGUUCAUGUUAGGUUAGAAAACAAUCAUACUCUAAAUAUAAGUGCUAUAAACUCAGGUGACUAAUUUUAGUACAACAUUAGGUUGCAUUUCUAACAGGCAUAAAAAAUAUUAAUAAUAAUAUUUCUACAUUACUGUAAAAACAUCAGAGAUAUACAUGAAUUUUCCUAAGAAAUUGUGGACAACCAGAAGAGGAAAAUAUUAGAAAAAAAAACAACUUUUUUUCCUAAUGGCUAUCUGUACUGUAGUGGGAUCCCUUUGUCCUGCAAGAGACAUGAUUUCCAGCAGAUAUUUUGACUAUUGAAUAGCUAAAAAUAGUACUUCAUACUCCAAUGGACCUUGACAGUAAGCAGCUCAGCAGCUGAGCAGCAACAGCAUCUUACAAAUGGAAGAAAAAAUUAAUGGGGUUAGUCCCUGUUAACUAUUUCUUUCUGGAUAAUACGAGAACUGGACUUCAGAGAAAUAAAAAAAAAAAUCUAAAAUUGCAGCAAAACAUUGUGGGCAGUCACUGUUCUUAAACAACAGAUGUGCCUCAAAUUUCUAACAUUAAAGAGCCAAACAAUCUCUCUGUUUUACCAUCUCUGCAUUCUCCAAAUCACAAAUCAACACGAUGCUUAAUUGGUUACCAUACUUGGAAAUGUGAUCAAGGGCUAUUUCACAGCUUUUAUUACAUAUACAUCAGGUUUCUUUCGGAAGUUGAACCGUGAAGUGAUGUGUGUAACGUUGCAGGCUGCAAGCGUAGCUUAGCGUCAGUGCUGCGGACGGAAUAAAACAGCCACCCUGGUUGAGUCAGAAAUGAUUAUAUCAGCUUACAAACCUCCAAAGCUCAUUUUAGUUCUGAUUCAGACAGAGCUGGAUGUUUCUGGGUGAAAUAAGCGUCCCAGCCGACUGACUGUAAGAUGUUGACCUCUCUCCACCCUCAGUAGAUCAGAAAUGUGAAAUUCAGCACCAAUCAAAGUCCACAUUAACUCGGUCCACGUGUAACACCUGAUUCUGUUAAAACAUGACCAUGACUGUAGCGGUUUUGUUUUAAAAUUUCAGGUGUAUUUGUAUGUAUUUAUGAGCAGGGGUAGCACUGAAUUUCAUCUUAACUGAUAAAAGAGGCAAAAACGAAUGUAAUUAGACAAAACAUAGAGAAUUUUUUUAAUUUUAUUUUUCUGAGAUCUGGUGUAGACUUCAGGGGACGUGUUCUCACUGAUGCUUUACUAACUGUGACACAUUAAAACUACAGUUCUGACCAAC
Cyprinodon tularosa is the source of this 3261-nucleotide messenger RNA. It is a transcript of the gene elovl5, whose product is annotated as ELOVL fatty acid elongase 5. Gene Ontology annotation, biological process: very long-chain fatty acid biosynthetic process; fatty acid elongation, saturated fatty acid; fatty acid elongation, monounsaturated fatty acid. The record is from RefSeq and is a predicted model, not a curated record. Lineage: Eukaryota; Metazoa; Chordata; Actinopteri; Cyprinodontiformes; Cyprinodontidae. Gene Ontology annotation, molecular function: fatty acid elongase activity. Gene Ontology annotation, cellular component: endoplasmic reticulum membrane; endoplasmic reticulum. Bases 218 to 1102 code for a protein of 294 amino acids. The transcript is spliced from 8 exons.